Coccinella septempunctata (seven-spotted ladybird) is the source of this 1101-nucleotide messenger RNA. RefSeq lists its product as uncharacterized. NCBI's taxonomy places the organism in Eukaryota, Metazoa, Arthropoda, Insecta, Coleoptera, Coccinellidae. The transcript is spliced from 8 exons. The record is from RefSeq and is a predicted model, not a curated record. Bases 1 to 1059 code for a protein of 352 amino acids.
AUGGCCUACACAGUGGUGAAAUUUAUGGAGGAAAAUGAUGAUGAGGAGGUCAUUUCAGAAGUGCCAUCCUCAUGGGUGGAAAAUGGAUUAUGUUGGUGGCCUUCCACCAAAAAUGUUGGCAAUUUGAUAUGCAAACGGGCAGUGCCGGAUAAAAAUAAUGGGAAGUGGAAGCAAUAUCCAGCAACCAUUUUAUAUAUUACUGAUGAUUACAAAAAAGCCAGGAGGAAGGCAGAUGACAGCGAAACAGAGGCAGAAAAGGGAAGAGGCAAAAGGAGGAAGAGGAAGUCAAAGCUCCAAACAGUGUAUGAACCAGAAUCCACAAGUGGUUCUGAACUUGAUGAAAUCGAGAGGGUACUUGCGGGAUUACCAACAUUCCCGAGUCCCGAAAAGGAUGGGAUAAGUAAUGAGACAAACUCAUACAUGACUUCAAAUCUUUAUUCUGAUGAAGGAACAUCGGUGCUGGCCGUAGGUGGAGAACCUGAUGAAGAAGUAAAUCUCGAUAUGACCAUAGUCAACGUCUCAACAGAUCAACUUGUGAAAGACUUGCAGGUAUAUGUCAAAGGAGAGUUUGAGAAAACGAAUAAAAUGUUGGCGCAAGUCCUCCUGCACUUAGAAAGACUGAAUAUUGGGAGUUCUUCAGCUUCCUCUAAUGCUCCAAGAGAGGAUGAGGAGUUAAGAAGCAUUUUGUCAGCGUUCCCAAUCGAAGAUUUCGAAACAACGUCGUCAAUAGAAAUGGCAAUCCAGAACCCAGGAUUGUACAGAAAACUGGUUAUUUACUUGAAAACAAUUGGGGGAGCCUGCUUGAAGGAAAAAAUCAAUAGGAUUCUGAAAAGAAUUUUUUCAGUUGAUUUGAUAGCCCAGUCCAGCUGGUUGGGGCAAAGCAGAGGGGAAAAAAAGAAUUUUCGGCUGAGUAGCCUGAAACUGAUAAAUGCAGUGAAAGAGGCUGUGUGGGAUGACCCAGCUUUUAAUGAAAAAACUUUCGAAACAAUAGCUAGUGAAUGGACGAGACAGGGAAAGCAGAGAAAAAUUCGCUCUGAAAAGAAGAAUGUUCAAAAUUAGGUCUUUGGGAUUUUUCGAUUUUUUCCUUUUUUUUAAUUGUGU